AGUGCUGCCCGCUUCGUGGGACGCCAUUUUGAAUCGUUAACUGUUUGUGCGCGUUGAGUUGUGCGUUGUUUUGUAUUGUAUUGUUGCAGUUAUUGUUGUUGUUGUGGCCGUAUUUACAGAUAACCAGCAGUAGUACCAACUGAAAACUGACUGAUUUGUUAUCAACAACAGCAGUGGUACCAGUGGUCAAGCGACGCGUAUAGUGUGCAGAUGGUUGAGAGUCCUACGACCGGACCAAACAUGUUGUUAGUGUUGAUGUGUGUGAUGAUGAAGAUACUAGAGUACUCGUCAGGUACGUUGGUCGACGUCCAACCACCUCCCCAGCAAAUAAUGGGUGCAAAGAAGACCAGGAAGCGGAGAAAACGUACAAGAAAGAGAGGUGUGGCGGGACAGCCGCGAGGGAUGACAACGGAAGAGAAGCUGGCCUCCCUGCACAGCCCUGAGUCCGACUGCAACUCUAAUACAUUGGACUCAACAGCUAGUUACCUCAGCAACACCUCAUCUCAAGAUGUUGACUUUAUUCAGGACAACUCUGACUACCAGUGGUUUCUUGAUUAUGGAUAUCGAGAGACACAGCAUCGUAGUAUCCUCUCUCUGUCAGCCAGCUAUGAGGAAGGUUGCUACGAUGACCUUGCUCGUGACCUUGACACCCAGCUGGCUCAGGUGGACAUGGAGGACUUUAGAGCUGAAGACAUACUAACCACUUUACCUGCAAUGUGUUGCCAGGACCUCCAGUCCGAUCGCAGAGGGGAGAUGUUUGCUAGUGUUUCUGGCUCUAUGAUGGUCAAAUUUGAUUUUGAAUCCUCCCUUAGCCCCCAAUUAAGUUCCCAGGAGGAGGGCGCACAAUGUGAGUCCAUGUGCAAGUCUGGUCCUCUCUUCUCACCAGUCAGAGAGAGUCCUCUACCUCAGUGCCCCAACUAUAGUGUAGACUCUCUGGACUGUCAGGAACAGGACAUUCUGCUAACUUGCCAGGCCAACAAGGACAACUACACCAUAGCCUUUGAAGGCAGUACUGUCAUGGGGGAAGAUUCAGAUUGCCAUGAUACAGGGGAAAGUGUGACUGGCAGUGGCAGUGGUAGUGGCAGUGGGUCGGGAACAUGGUCCAGUGCAGAGACCAGACGUCCAGCCAUGGCCAACUCAGAUGCACCUCGCACUACCUGGUGUAAGAUGGUCACUCGGCGCAACCUUCACAACAACUGUAUGCGUCACUCCUCUGCCAGUCUACCCAACUUGACUAGAUCCAGACCAAACCUAGGUUGUGUGAAGCUGUAUGAUGUUCAACACUCGUCAUCAGUGUCUGGCUCAGACAGCAGUUUAUCAUCAGAGAAACAACAUUCAAGACUGAGUCUAGUCCGAUUGUUCAUCAAACAACGAGGAUGUGCUAUGGCACACUCGGACUAUGCAACUACACAGACUACUCAUGAACAACUUUGUGAUAACAGGGUUAAUGCCAACUUAGUGACGUCAGAUCGCAAUCAGAAUCAAGUGGAGUGGGUGAGCUUUGCAGACAGUCUGAUAGACGAGGUCCCUGAGUCUGAGAGUGUAGAGAGACUCAGUGAUGGCUCCGUGUCAGUAUGUAGUUGUGACGCUAGUCUCAACACAUCUAGACAUCAAGGCAGUGGAAACAACAACAAUAGUCUGGACAGGGACUACAUCAGAUCACCAGUAAGUGUGUCCCAGUUGCGCCGUGGCACACAGACCCACUCCGAGUGCAGCACCAGCAGUGAUCCUACGGAGGCUACCAAGAUAUCAGCUCAUGUACGCAAUUCUGCCACUCAGUGUCCACUCCAUUGUGUGGAUGCUAGCAUGCAGACGUCAGCCACUUUAGCCGCCCACAACAAACAGCCUUCCAAGUCUGGUGAGAAAGGCAAGCAAGCAGUGUAUGUCAUGUACCCCAAUUACACCUUGCCAGACUUGGGCUUCCUGAGGGAUGAGAGGCUGGAUCUGGACCAGAUAUUCUUAACUCCUGUCAAGUUCUCUCCCGGCUGGACACCUCUGCAGUCCCCGACUGUGGCCCCAACAAACCCUCCUCAUGUUGAGCAUAAAAGGCCUCGGCCUCAUUCUUGUGCCGAUAUUGACCAUCUCAGAAAGAAAGGAUUCAGUCAUGUCAGAGAUUGGGAGAGCCUAGCCGUAUUGCUGCCUCCUGAGUAUUGUGCUCUGCUCAGUGAUAUCCCUGAGCUGAGGGAGUACAAGGACCUGUGCACCACCACCAAGCCUCUCUUCUGUGUCUCUCCCCCUCUCUCCAAGCCCACUCAGUUCACCCCCUUCAUCCCAGAUAGUCGCAAUAACUCGUCAUCAUCAAGCGUAGGCACGCAGCCUUCGUCUGGUUACCGAGGUUCAUCAACUCUGCUGAGUGACUCCAGUGCCAACCCUAGUCCAGGCCCUCACUCCGCCAACAACCCCCUCUUUGUCUACAGAUAUGACAGUGCCACUUCUGAUUCUGGCCAUUCAGGACCUCCUCUACCAAAACGAUCAAUUUCAUUGCCAGAGGAGAAGAAUGUCCCUGCACCCCCAAGACCUCCUUUACCUCGUGGUAUUCUGCGAAACUCACUUGAGAAUACUAAACUUCACAAAAAUCAAGCCAACAAGAAAAGACAUAGCAUGUUUGAUAUGGAGACAGCCAAUGUAGAUGAUCCUGAAUUGGCCGAUGUGGACAAAAAAGCAAAGGCUAAGCAAUCGAGUGGUAGUCAGUUGUCAGGGUCGGAUGAGGGGCUUGGCGGAGAGAUGUGGCGACCCCCGACUCCCCCCACCACUCAUGCACUUCGCCUACAACAACUCCUGGAGAUGAGCGGGGACCAGUGGGACCCCCGAGAUAUGGAUGUUCUUCGCCAGCAGGUGAGCCGAUUUCUGAGCCAGGGUCGAAAGAGUGUGAGUUUUGCUGAUAGUGGGGAAGACCCGUCUAUGACUCCACCUAACUCACCUCAAGUCUCCGUCGCCCAUAAACCAACUUAUCAGAUCAAGACAGGCGCUGGUCUCAACGAGACAACUAUCACUGAAGAUCUGGAAGUCAGCUUUAGCCAUGAAAGACUUCGACAUUCAGCCAAAUCUGAGCUAGUAGACGUUGUGACGACAGCAGCAGCCAAGUUAGUAGCCCAGUCCAACGGCCCCAACGAGCUAAUCUCUAGUGUAGCCCUCAGUUGCCUCUGCCCAGCUCUCUACUCCUUGCUGAGCGACGGUCUCAAGUCUAGUCUGGACACACCAUUUGGAGACAUCAACAACUCCGUAUGGCAAGUCGUCGAAGCCUCUGCUCAACAAGGUCCCAUGACCAAGGCUCUGAAUGAACUAGUUCUCAAGUUGAACAGUGAAGAUGUUCUGACUGAAGGGGUAGUCAAAUUCAAUGCUUUCAUAUUCGGUCUUUUAAAUGUACAAGGUCUAGACGUGUGGCUGAGCUAUCUAAGGACCAGGGAGAGUGUAUUGCGGCGCCACUACUCAGCAGAUGCCCUCAUGUUGUGUGCCUGUCGAGGACAGACCAAUGCCAGAGCACUCAGUGACAAACUGCUGGCCUCUCUGAGACCUCUUGGACAACUUAACUUCAAACUGGACCUUCUCUACGAGACCCGACUGUUGCAUCAGAGCUUGCUUCAGCUAAGUAGACUCCCUUCCUCACCAAGCCACAGCGGAAGCAGUGCGAGCAGUAAAGGAUCCUGGGCUCUCCACAGAUUGAUGGAGUCUCCACCUCCCCAGAUGUCGGAGAAUGUGCGACCUCGCUCUUGUGUGGACUGUGUGACAGGAGCUGAUGUAGCCGGAACUCAGCACAAGCGAUGGAGUGUAAACAUCGGUGGCAAGCUUGGACAAGCUUACGACAGACUUGGAGACGACACUGAGGAAGAAUACACUGACAGCCUGGAGACAGGAGGCAGAGGAAAUGUAGGCAACGGAGAGGAAGCAGGUACAGGCGAAGGCAGUGGCAAAUUCCGUAGACUGCAGAUGAAGUGGGAAAUGCUCUCUGGUAGAGAGAACACUAGUCAAGAAAGUCUUGACAAAUCCUCAUCACUUAACACUCCACCUUCCCCUGUGAAGUCCAGUACCUCCAGUGUAUCGAGUGCCCCCAAAUCUCGUAUUCCACGGCCCGUGACAUCGCCUGUACGACCCACCAGCCAAGGCCUAGGUCUGGUGAGUCAGCCUGGCACAGUCAGACCACCAAUCAAGAAAGCCCUCACUGGUGCCAGUCAACUCAGGAGGCCUUCAUCCAUCUCAAACCGGGCAAAAGUACUGGAAGGGCCAGUGAAAGCUCGUACAUCUAGGGUAGAUGCUCCAGCCAAGACAGGGCCAGUGGCCAGGCCGAGUUCUCUGCCCUACAGGGUUCAGCGAGCUCCAUCUGUAGACAGUCAUCGACGAGCUGCGAGCUCAUCUACGAUCAGACAACACCAGACAUCUCAACCACACAGGUUCGUCGUCACAUUGAGUCAUAGGUUACCCUCAGACAGUGGACAUCUAGCGUACAAUGAGGGAGAGAGACUUCGCUUGGUGUUGGAAGUGGACGAGACAUGGCUGCUCUGUUGCCGUGGUGACACCAAGGGCUUGGUUCCUAGAACGGGAGUCAUCCCUGUUUCCCAGAGGAUAUAGGCAUAGGGUGCCCAAGCUUCAUAUCAGUAUUACCCUAAGUUUUACUAAUUUAGGAAACAUUUUACUUAGUACAAAUUAAUUUUAUACUUGAAUUUCUCUGUGUGAGGUUUUGUUUUAAUUGUUACUGAAGAGACAUGAUUGCCAAAAAUACAAACCAAAUAAUUGGUUGCCAUAUUUAGCCUUAAAGAACUAAACCAAUGGUCUUAAUUAUAAAUGGUUUGAUAUUGAAUGUAUAUAGAAUACAUUUUAAACUUACUUAUACUGGUGAAAAUCAGUUUGAAAAGUUCUAGUUAUAAAUGCAAAUCGUUGAGUUUAUUGUUGUUCUAAUUAUUUCCUGUAAGUUACCAAAUAGAAAUGCAAGUUCCAUCGAACAAUGGUUUUAUGAAAAAAAUAAUAAAAAUCAAUAAAUCUUUAAAAUUGAAAAAGUGCAAAAUUUCAACAUGCAUACAAAUAAUAAUUAUAUUUAUAAUCAUUUUUGUCUUUUGCAUAGAGAUUGCAUAACAUUUGUUAUUAGUAAAACAAAGUUUCUUCAUUGAGGCUUCAAAUAAUGUGUUAUAUGAAACUAAAUUAACCCUCGACAAUUUAAUUCACAAAAUCUUAGUGUUGAGCCCUAAAGAUGUAAAAAAUUCAUGGACAAGUAAAGUAAGUAACAACAACUAACAAUAUUUUGUAGUUUAAAUCAAUUUGUUAAGUAAGAUGUAAAUUUAAAUAUGACCUUAUAUGUAUUUUUUUUUUUGAGCAUUUUCUGUUACAUUUUUUAAGCACAAGUGAAGCUUGGGCCCCGAUUUACAAGUCCUGUACUUAAACUAACCAAAGAGUGUGUUUAACGAGUUGUACUCGGGUUUUGUACUGGUCAUCCUUUCUAACUAGUCAUUUUGGCUUUUGGCUUUUGUUACCGCCAUUCUAGUGAUAGUACAGCUAAUAAUUUUGUCUGUAAAUAUGUAUUUUCUCUAGUAUUAGAUCUUUCACUUGAUGCUCUGGGUUUAUUUCAAAGUACAGCAUGUUUGGUUUCGGGUAGGUGUCGGAUUUACCUUGCUGGUCUGCAUGUCGCUUCCACCAUUUUUACGUGUUAUCAGAACUAAACUUCUUAUAGAAAUGCAUAUUUUUGUAAAGACUUUAAUAGCUUAGCCAGAAGCGGAUGAAAUAAACUUAGUUCUGAAUGUGGAAUGUUGCUUUUUGAUACUUGCUAAAAUCUAACCCAUCUGCCAGGCUGAGGAAACCACCAGCGUCAGACAUUCUAAUGUUAAUACUGUAAAAUAAACUGAAGGCUUUUAAGGUGGAUUAAAUGAAUUUUUACAAUGAAAAUUUUUGAAACGUGUACCGAGUGUAACAUUUCAGAGCGUUUGCUCAUUACUUUAAACAGUUUAAACACUUGUUUGGACUACCAAAAUGUUAAGUAAAUUUAAUCAAAUGUGUUGUACCAUUAUAAUUGAUUAUAACUAUUUUUCUCUGGUUGAAAUACACCUAAAAUUCCUUCUUCUCAAAUGAUACUAUUUAUUAACAAAAUCAAAAAUCUUCUCACCUUAACAUUUUAGCAAUCGUUCAUAUUUCUUACUUGAAUUACUAUUAAUUUUGUUUAUUAUAGCCUACAUUAUGUAUUUUAGAUAGGUAUAUAAGUUCCAUUUCAUGAGCCUCUAGUAUAAAAAACCAAGCAUUACUUAAAUAGAAAAUUAUUUUUGAAAGUAAAUUCAAAACAACUCAAAUUAAAUGUUAUGAUUUCCAAGGUUCUAAUCAUAUAUUUUUCGAAGAAUUGCCCUCAAAAAGAAGGAAAAUUAAAGAAAUUUGACUAAAAAAUAAUAAAACUUUCUCAAAAGCACUGUACUCCAAGAUGGUCAGACAAAGCAGAACCGUUUGAGCAAGAAUUGUCCUUGUAUAGGUGAUCAGUAGGCACCUCUUACGACUGAUUGGCUCACAACUUUAAUGUUCUUGGACAUUCUAAACAACCAGAAAAUACUACCCCCAACAUGUUCCUUGCAAAUCUUGUACAAACCAAAUCAAAAUUAGUAACGAUCAUUGCUUCUGGUUGAAUUAAUCUAUUAACUUAAAAAAUGAACAUACCUACGAAACCUCACAGUUAUAAUUUUACUUUCUUAGACAUAUUUUAUUAUAAUUACAUUUUACUUUUGUUAUUUGUCUUAAAAUGGUACAUUGAGAAUAAAGUAAAUUACAAAUUAAUCAUUGGCAUCGUUAUAUGGGAAUAUUUUUCAGUUUAGGGGAGAGUUUCUAAAUGUAGAUUCUUGAUUCCCACUCAUUGCAAGUCUAAGACAAUAUAGCGAUUAAGUUGUCAUACAUAACCCAUUUGUUCUAGAAACAUUCACUUUGUAAUAUAAUUUUUCCUUAUGAAUUUUUUUUCUCGUUACCAUGUUGCCACUCUAAAAAAAUACGGUAACCUUGAACCAAAAUAAAAUUAUGUACAAGGUAAUACUGUUUGGAAUCCAUAAUACCAUAAUUGAGUGUUGACAAUACUGAUCUGUAGUGAAGGUUCUCCGCCUGGCAGUAACCUCUCACAGGACACUAUGACCUGUUGUAGCGUCCCCGUGUUCUAUACCUACUGAGUGCUGAGCAUGCAUGGGCCAGGUAUUCCCGACAAUACUCAUGUUUGAUGCUUGCUCCCCCCCUGCCUCAAUUAGUUUUGUGCUUGGUUACCUCUUCAUAUGUGAAUGUCCGCUUUCACCAACCCUCGCCUGUAAAAGCGGUUACCUCUCAUAACUGAAGUAACUAUCUAAAUUAGGUUCUUAGGUUACGUUUAUUAGCUUUACGAUAUUAUUGUGAUAUAUUUAUUUUUAUGAUAAGUGGCUUUUCUAUGUCGUCAUGUAAGAAACUGAUGUCGCUUAUUUUAGUGAGUAGGCGAGUCGGAAGCGACUAUUCCAUCGAUGUUUAUAAUCUGAAAACGUAUUUGUGAUAUCGCCUUUUUGAAUUAGGAUUUGGUUUUUUUGUAAAAGUUAGUUGUGGUUUUUUUACUCGAGUAUAAUAAGUUUUAUCAAUCAAACUGGCAACAUCGCAAAACUGGGACUGUCUUAAGGGCGUCCUGAUGUCUCUGACAUUUUUAAUAUAAUUAUAAGUACGACAUCAUUGAGAUCGUACACAAUAUAGUUUAAACAUGAUGUAGAAAAUAGUUUUAGGUAAGCUAACAACUAUCAUUCCCUCCCCUUAAAGGCCUAUAGAUGAAUAUAUUCAGUGUAAGAAAUAAAACAUUCUCACAGUAAAUAUUUUUCCCUGUCAAAAAUUGUGUAGGGCCAAAUUGUUGCAAUUUAGAUUCAUGUUACAUUAUGCUCAACGAAGUUUAUUCUUGUAAAAGGUUAAACUAAAUUGUUUUGAUAAUUUUUGUUAAUAAUGAUACUUUUGUGUUAGAAUUUAAAAACAUCAAUGCCUUAACGACCUGUGACCGUAUGAUUUUUCUUACAAACUAGAACGUUACAGUGCCAUACUCUUUGUAUGGCAUUGGAAAUCCUUAUUUAUACACAUUAAUACAUUAAGUCCAUGUGUACCUUAUGAGUAAUUGCCAUGUUCUAUUUCUAACACUAUUAUAUUCUUACUCCACUAAUCCCUCUAGUGUAGUAUGGUCAUUUACAUGUUUCUGAUUUUUCACUAUUAAUUCACUUUAAGAUAAAGUAAUGCCAGCAAUGCAAAUGAAACUUAUCCAGGAUCAUUACUUUAGGGUCUGAACGAACGAGCGAAUUUUUGACUUGAUUCGAGCGAGUGUGUUGUGGUAUUUUUGGUAGCCUUUUCUGUAAUGUCUUAAGACAUUAUUGCGAUUUCCAUUUACAUAAUUAGGAUUCACAACAUUUAUGAUAGCACUAUCAAUAUUUCUUUUACUUAAAUCCAUUAUGGACUAACAUUUUUGUACCUUUCAAGAAACUCGUGAUUAAUAAUUUUGUGAUUAUAGUUCACAAUAAUAUUAAGAGUCUAAAUUUUUUUCAUCAAUUCUAUCUUUUCAUUGUUAUUUUUAGCAGCCAUAUUCAGACAUAUUAUAUAUGUCACAUCCUAACAAUUUAGGCUUAAAAGAAUAAUUUUACUUUGUUUGUACCUUGAACUAAGAUUAUGUUUUCUCUUUUGAAUUUGUUCUCUGAUUUUCCCCUAGAUAUAAGACUUAACCUUUGUAUUGAAUAAUGCCCACACUAAGCGUUUUGUCUCUAUUUUGAUGUUUUGCCACAAGUACGAUAAAAUACAAAAAAAAUUAAACUAUAUUUUUGUUUAAAAUUAAAUAUUAAUUGGAAUAUGAAAGAAUCUUUUGAUAAUGAAGGACAGGAUGACUGAGCGUGAAUCAGUAUUAGGUAAAUAUUAUUGUAUAUAACAUAGGUACUGAUGAAAUGUAUAUACUUUGAAAACAAGACCAAUUAUUUUUUAUCCAAUUAAUUUCAAUACUUAACCGAUGAUAUUUUCUACAUAACCAAAAAUCUAUCAUGUAUAUGGGAUGUAUAUAUUGUAAUGUAAUACAACUAUUUGUUGCUUUUCACCAUAAUAUUGUCCAUAAUUGUCCAAUGCACUUUGUCUAGUGCCAUACGCUAUUAUGUGUCAAUACAAUAAACCAGUCAGCUAACUGAAA
Macrosteles quadrilineatus (aster leafhopper) is the source of this 9112-nucleotide messenger RNA. RefSeq lists its product as uncharacterized. NCBI's taxonomy places the organism in Eukaryota, Metazoa, Arthropoda, Insecta, Hemiptera, Cicadellidae. Gene Ontology annotation, molecular function: protein binding. Gene Ontology annotation, cellular component: cytoplasmic vesicle. The coding region runs from base 211 to 4566 and encodes 1451 amino acids. The record is from RefSeq and is a predicted model, not a curated record. The transcript is spliced from 26 exons.